CAUCAAACCUCUCCGUGUAAACUAUUAUUUGUAACUCAGCCCACUCAAAUAUCUUUGCUCGCAGUUACGAUACACUGUGCCACGUUCCAUAUCAGAUUUAAGAUUUAGUAAUUGUCAAUUCGCAUAGUCAACAGAAGAACAAGAACACCCAAGCAGUCCCAAUCCCCUACGAAAGAUCGGGGACAAAAUGACUUCCUUCGUCACCACCGUCAACCAGCGCGCACGCAACCAAUUCCGCUCGCGCCCCGGCAAAAACGGCGGCAGCACAAGCUACCAACUGCGUCAAUACGCCGAAGCAACACUAGGCGGGGGGUCCCUACGAAAAGUCGUCAAGCUCCCCGAAGGCGAAGACGAAAACGAAUGGCUCGCCGUAAACAUGGUCGACUUCUACAACCAAGUAAACCUACUCUACGGCGCCAUAACCGAGUUCUGUUCCCCGCAAUCCUGUCCGGAGAUGAAAGCCACCGAUGAAUUCGAGUACCUAUGGCAAGACGGGGAUACCUACCGCCGCCCAACGAAAAUGCCCGCCCCGGCUUAUAUCGAGCAAUUGAUGUCCUGGGUCCAAUCUAGCAUCGACAAUGAAUCGAUUCUCCCGUCGCGCAUCGGUGUUCCGUUUCCGAAAUCCUUCCCUGCGCUCGUGCGUCAGAUUUUCAAGCGCAUGUAUCGUGUCUACGCUCAUAUAUACUGCCACCAUUACCCCGUAAUCCGCGAAUUGGGUCUCGAACCCCACCUCAAUACAUCCUUCAAGCAGUACGUCCUAUUCAUCGACGAGCACAACCUAGCUACUGGUAAAGAUUUCUGGGGUCCACUUGGCGAUCUCGUUGAGAGCAUGCUACGGAGUGACUAAGUUGAAGGGGGAGCACGGUUGAUGAUUGAUGGGUAGAUGGUUUUGAUGAUGAUACACACCUAGGCACGCUAGGUCAAGGUAAGGACGUUGCAUCUUUCGGAGUUUGGCGUUCGUGCGGGACACUAGAGAGAAUCGACUGCGUUGUUUUACGAAGGAUAAACUUCGAGGGUAAUACGAAAUCGAUGAUGCUACUUCAUCCAUAGUUGUUCAUCGUUGUACUUUUAUACUAGGUAUUCAACCGCCUGACGUUGAAGCUAUAUGUUCUGGCAAAGUAUGUGAUUUGAAGAUUAUUGCAGCU
Molecule: messenger RNA, 1145 nt
Organism: Hypoxylon trugodes
Lineage: Eukaryota; Fungi; Ascomycota; Sordariomycetes; Xylariales; Hypoxylaceae
Product: putative maintenance of ploidy protein mob1
Exons: 3
Biological process (GO): signal transduction; cell division; positive regulation of protein phosphorylation
Cellular component (GO): nucleus; cytoplasm
Molecular function (GO): protein kinase activator activity
Source: RefSeq, a predicted model, not a curated record